This is a messenger RNA of Colletotrichum karsti, 2019 nucleotides long. RefSeq names its product putative nonselective cation channel. The coding region runs from base 1 to 2019 and encodes 672 amino acids. The record is from RefSeq and is a predicted model, not a curated record. Gene Ontology annotation, cellular component: membrane. The transcript is spliced from 4 exons. Gene Ontology annotation, biological process: monoatomic ion transport; transmembrane transport. Lineage: Eukaryota; Fungi; Ascomycota; Sordariomycetes; Glomerellales; Glomerellaceae. Gene Ontology annotation, molecular function: monoatomic ion channel activity.
AUGUACUUGCGACGUAGACGGACCCUGAAGCCGGAUAUGAGACGGUCGGAGCAGAUGGACGAGGACAAGUUGUGGUCGCCGCGGGAGGAGCGGCCGAAGCUGAGUCCGCGGUUGCUGGAUGAUGAAGACGAGGACGGGCCUGGUGCUGCGGGCGGCUCCGAGACGGAGGCUUGUCUCGGGGAUGAGGGGGAAGGGGUUGAAGAGGAAAAGGCGUUGCCCAUCUAUGUGUCGAUGCACCGUGUGCGACGACUGAUCAUCGCGAGCAUCGAUGAUCCUUACACACUCGAUCAACUGAGCGACCCUCGACUCAACGUCCUCAUCGUCAGACCUCUCGUCGAUAGACUUUACAACCCGAAGGACAUCACAAUAGUCUACUGCCUCCUCGCAAACCGCCUCUACUUCCUCCGCCAACAAGCAACAACGGUGCAUCAACCCGUCAACAUAGCUCGCGCAACCCUCUGCGAACUCGUCGCAACCCGCACCCUCCGCCGCUUCCACGAAGACAAUCCCGGAUCCCAGGGCCUGCUCUUCCUCUCGCACAUCCUCGUCGGCGGCUUCGACCCCUUCCAGGGCGCCCCCGAGGCCGUCGAGUUCGAGGGUCGGAGACAGUGGGCGGUGCAGGAACGCGGCGGCCUGGAACGCAAGCUGACGGCGCUCGAGCUGGCCAUCCUCUCGGAGAGCAAGACCUUCAUCAGCUCCGCGGGCUGCCAGAGGGUCGUGAACGCCGUCUACGAGGGGCGGGUGAUCUACACGCCGCUCUCCUUCGUCGACAUCCUCCCGGACCACUACAAGUACCACCCCAUCUCGCUCUACGACCCCCGCAAGGCGCCGAUCCUGAACCACUACCGCCUCAUCGUGCCGCGGUCGCGCAACCUGAUCGAGUUCAUCCAGUUCCUGAUCCUCAUGGUCCUGUACUUCCUCGCGAUGCUGUACCGGCGCAGCAGCAACGAGGUGUUCGAGUUCCUCUUCUGCAUCUACGCCGCGGGCUGGGUCCUGGACGAGCUCGCGGCCAUCGUCGAGCACGGCUGGGAGGUGCACGCGCAGAACCUCUGGAGCUGGCUCGACGUCACCUUCUCCUUCAUCUACGGCGCCUACGUCGUCGCGCGCGUCUUCGACGUCGCGGCCGGCCGCUUCCCGGACGGCCACGGGCUGCACGUGCUGCCGCUCGCGGCGCCGAUCCUGCUCACGCGCGCGGCCUUCAACAUCGCCCCCGACAACAUCGUGCUCAUCUCGCUGCACGCCAUGAUGAAGGACUUCAUGCUGCUCUCGCUGCUCGCGUGCUGGUGCUUCAUGGGCUUCCUGCUCGCGCUGCAGUGGCUGAUCGACUCCAACGACAACCCGAACGAGACGCCCUCGUGGUUCACCAUCUGCAAGUGGAUGCUCUGGAUCUGGUUCGGGCUGGACGGGACGGGCAUCGAGGAGAGCGUGCAGUUCCACGUGGCGCUGGGGCCCGCGCUCAUGAUCGGGUUCGCGUUCCUGGGCAACACGCUGUUCCUGACGAUCCUCGUCGCGAUGCUGACCAACACCUUCUCCAAGAUCAUCGCGGACGAGACGGCCGAGGUGCAGUUCCGGAGGGCGGUGCUGACGUUCGAGGGGGUCAAGAGCGACGCGAUAUUCGCGUACCCGCCGCCGUUCAACGUCUUCGCGUUGGCGACGCUGCUGCCGCUGCGGUUCGCGGUGAGCGCGGAGACGUUUCACAGGGUGAAUGUCGCGCUGGUGCGGGUGCUGAAUCUACCGACGCUGUUGGUGAUUAGUCUGUACGAGAGGCGACAGUUUUCGAGGAGGCAGAGGGGAAGGAGGACGAGGAACGGGCUGCUUGGGUGGCGGCAGUUUUCGGGGUUCUCGCCGCACGGGGAUAUUCAGGCUGUUUUUGAGACGAGGCCGCCUCCUGAUGUGGCUGACUUGAUUGAGGGGUUGGAUCGGCUUGACGAGAAGGACGAGGAUGGGGUGACGGAGAGGGGGAGGAGUGGGAGGUGGAGGUCUCGGGUGAGGGCGGGGACUUUGGAGCAUGAUGAAUAG